UCGGCCGGCGCGAGUGCAAAUCGCGGCAGACGGCAGUGAGAUGCAGGCGCGGUCGCUCUGGCUGAUGGUGGUGCUCUGCGCGGCGGCGCACGCUGCUCGCCUACUGGCCGUGCUGCCCACCAACACUAGAAGCCACUACGCAAUGUACGGCCGCCUCAUAGAAGCUCUCGCCAAACGACAACACCACAUCACUGUUCUGACACACUUCCCCAUGAAAAAUCCACCACCGAACGUAGAAGAAAUAAGUCUGGCCGGUACGAUCCCGGAAAUUACCAACAAUUUGACAAGACAACAUAACACUUUAAAACCGCACUUUAUCAGAAACUUAGAGCAGAUAAUGAAGGAAUGUGUCCACGCUUGCGAGACAGUUUCUCAACUACCCGCAGUUAAAGCCCUGGUGAAUUCUACGCUCAGUUUUGAUCUAGUUAUCGUGGAAGUAUUUGGAAGCGAGUGCUUUUUACCAUUCGGCAGAAGAUUCCAAGCUCCAAUAGUCGGGGUACUAUCGAGCGUACCACUACCAUGGGUGAACGAACAACUUGGCAAUCCAGAAGCAACAGCUUAUGUGCCGGCUUACAUGAUGAGUUACGGACAGCAAAUGUCGUUAUGGGAAAGACUUAUAAACACUUUAGCGGUGCUAUGGUCGAAGUUUUUGUACCAGUACAAAUCACAAAUGCCAUCACAGCUCAUAGCAGAUCGUCUCUUUGGACCAGGACCCAAGCUGGAAGAAUUGGCCAAGAACUACAGUCUAGUACUGUCGAAUAGCCAUUUCAGCAUAAACGAAGUGCGACCAUUGGUGCCUGCGCUAGUAGAAGUGGGUGGACUGCAUUUGGACGACUCACAGACAAUGCCCAGGGAACUGAAGACCAUUAUGGACAAAUCGUAUCGUGGCGUGGUAUACUGGAGUUUUGGAUCUAUGUCAAGAAUAGAGACCAUACCCAAAAAGAAAUUGGAGCAAAUAUUCGAAGUGUUGUCAGAACUACCUCAGACGGUGCUGGUGAAAAUGAAUAGAAGAAUGUUGGCAAGAAAUAUCACCGUACCAGACAACGUUUAUACAAUGGACUGGAUACCGCAGUACAAAACAUUAUGUCACCCAAACACCAAGUUGUUCGUAUCUCACGGUGGUCUACUAGGGACACAGGAGGCGGUAGCGUGCGGUGUCCCCAUGCUAACCGUGCCCCUGUAUGCGGACCAGGCGCUCAACGGCCGCGCCAUGCGAGACCGCGGCGUCGCACUCACGCUCACACUCAAGGAUUCCAGCAAAGAAAGCUGGAGGGAAGCGCUACAAGACUUGAUAAAGAAUCCAGUAUAUAAGCAGAAUGCUAUGAAAUUAAGGGCUAAGUUCCUGGACAGGUUACAGCCACCUCUGGAAACUGCUGUUUACUGGAUUGAAUAUGUCUUGAGACACCAGGGUGCCACUCACAUGCGGUCACCCGCCCAAGAGUUGUCACUUAUACAAUAUUUAUUAUUAGAUAUAAUAGCAAUUAGCGUAGCUACCACACUACUGACAGUGUUCAUUCUACACUUAAUGUUUCGAUACCUUUGUACAAGAUGUAUUCGAUGGUGGCCUAAAGAAAAGCUUGUAUUUGAAAACAGGCUGUUCAGAAGGAAUAGAAGUUUAUUACAUUGCUUAAUUUGGUUAUAUAAGUUUAAAGGUAAUUAAGAAUAAGUCAAUGUG
Papilio machaon (common yellow swallowtail) is the source of this 1675-nucleotide messenger RNA. RefSeq names its product UDP-glucosyltransferase 2 (gene UGT47A1). The transcript has 6 exons. Lineage: Eukaryota; Metazoa; Arthropoda; Insecta; Lepidoptera; Papilionidae. The record is from RefSeq and is a predicted model, not a curated record. Gene Ontology annotation, molecular function: UDP-glycosyltransferase activity. Bases 41 to 1660 code for a protein of 539 amino acids.